CGGCUGGGGCAGGGGUCCAUGCGAGUUCUCCCGAUUCCGGCCUUACAGUCUUGGCCACUCCGAGGACCGGGCGUCUCGUGGAGGAAUCUGGUGUCGCUCUUGAGAGGAGCACGCAAAGCCAGAGCUUUAGUGAGGUCUGACGGGGGAGGCCAAACAGGCGUGCCCGAGAUGUGGCCGAGGUGUCUUUCUCUGGGAUGCGUGUUUUUAUCUUGGAACAUAGGGUUGCCUCUGGAAGGCCUCCUUCCUCCAAGAACGCCGCUUGACUUUCUCUGAGACGAGCCCACCCGUCCAGCAAGAUAGAGUCCCUCAGGGUGACGGUUGAUUUCCUGAAGGUGCCCCUCGGCCUGAAGAGGCCGGUGCUGAAGGAGGCGGCUGUGGGGCCCCCCAGAAGGCCCCAGCCCGUGGCCCUGGAGCGCUCCCGGGCCCGGCGUUCGGACGCCAUGGACACCGAGUCCCAGUACUCGGGCUACUCCUACAAGUCCGGCCACUCCCGCAGCUCCCGCAAGCACAGAGACCGCCGGGACCGGCACCGCUCCAAGAGCCGCGAGGGGAGCCGCGGCGACAAGUCCGUGACGAUCCAGGCUCCGGGGGAGCCCCUGCUGGACAACGAGUCCACGCGAGGGGAUGAGCGGGAUGACAACUGGGGGGAGACGACCACAGUAGUAACGGGCACCUCAGAGCACAGCAUCUCCCACGAUGACCUCACGCGCAUCGCCAAGGACAUGGAGGACAGUGUCCCGCUGGACUGCUCCCGUCACCUGGGUGUGGCAGCGGGGGCCACGCUGGCGCUGCUGUCCUUCCUCACGCCUCUGGCUUUCCUGCUGCUGCCCCCGCUGCUGUGGCGGGAGGAGCUGGAGCCCUGCGGGACGGCCUGUGAGGGCCUCUUCAUCUCUGUGGCCUUCAAGCUGCUCAUCCUGCUGCUGGGCAGCUGGGCCCUGUUCUUCCGGCGGCCCAAGGCCUCGCUGCCGCGCGUCUUCGUGCUGCGCGCACUGCUCAUGGUGCUGGUCUUCCUGCUCGUGGUGUCCUACUGGCUCUUCUACGGCGUGCGCAUCCUGGAUGCCCGCGAGCGCAGCUACCAGGGCGUCGUCCAGUUCGCCGUGUCGCUUGUGGACGCCCUGCUCUUCGUGCACUACCUGGCCGUGGUCCUGCUGGAGCUACGCCAGCUGCAGCCCCAGUUCACGCUCAAGGUCGUGCGCUCCACCGACGGCGCCAGCCGCUUCUACAACGUGGGCCACCUCAGCAUCCAGCGAGUGGCCGUGUGGAUCCUGGAGAAGUAUUACCAUGACUUCCCUGUCUACAACCCCGCCCUCCUCAACCUGCCCAAGUCCGUCCUGGCCAAGAAAGUGUCUGGCUUCAAGGUGUACUCCCUCGGAGAGGAAAACAGCACCAACAACUCCACGGGCCAGUCCCGGGCGGUGAUUGCGGCGGCUGCUCGGAGGCGGGACAACAGCCACAACGAGUACUACUAUGAGGAGGCAGAGCACGAGCGGAGGGUGCGCAAGCGGCGGGCCAGGCUCGUGGUGGCGGUGGAGGAGGCCUUCACUCACAUUAAGCGGCUGCAGGAGGAGGAGCAGAAGAACCCCAGGGAGGUGAUGGACCCCCGGGAGGCGGCGCAGGCCAUCUUUGCCUCCAUGGCCCGGGCCAUGCAGAAGUACCUUCGCACCACCAAGCAACAGCCCUACCACACCAUGGAGAGCAUUCUCCAGCACCUGGAGUUCUGCAUCACCCAUGACAUGACGCCCAAGGCCUUCCUGGAGCGGUACCUGGCGGCCGGCCCCACCAUCCAGUACCACAAGGAGCGCUGGCUGGCCAAGCAGUGGACGCUGGUGAGCGAGGAGCCGGUGACCAAUGGGCUCAAGGACGGCAUCGUUUUCCUCUUGAAACGCCAGGACUUUAGCCUGGUGGUGAGCACCAAGAAGGUCCCCUUCUUCAAACUCUCCGAGGAGUUUGUGGAUCCCAAGUCGCACAAGUUUGUCAUGAGGCUGCAGUCUGAGACCUCGGUGUGACUGAGCCGCAGGGCCGGGGGCGCGGGCCCCUGCGGGCAGGGGGCGGGC
Lontra canadensis (Northern American river otter) is the source of this 2054-nucleotide messenger RNA. RefSeq names its product vang-like protein 2. The transcript is spliced from 8 exons. NCBI's taxonomy places the organism in Eukaryota, Metazoa, Chordata, Mammalia, Carnivora, Mustelidae. Gene Ontology annotation, biological process: Wnt signaling pathway, planar cell polarity pathway; establishment of planar polarity; multicellular organism development. Gene Ontology annotation, cellular component: plasma membrane. The record is from RefSeq and is a predicted model, not a curated record. Bases 441 to 2006 code for a protein of 521 amino acids.